Messenger RNA from Telopea speciosissima, 1213 nucleotides. Its product is annotated as ubiquitin carboxyl-terminal hydrolase 2-like. Gene Ontology annotation, molecular function: cysteine-type deubiquitinase activity. Gene Ontology annotation, cellular component: cytoplasm. The transcript is spliced from 6 exons. The coding region runs from base 125 to 1126 and encodes 333 amino acids. NCBI's taxonomy places the organism in Eukaryota, Viridiplantae, Streptophyta, Magnoliopsida, Proteales, Proteaceae. Gene Ontology annotation, biological process: ubiquitin-dependent protein catabolic process; protein deubiquitination. The record is from RefSeq and is a predicted model, not a curated record.
GAGCCUUGAAUAGCCAAAAGGGAACGGUAGAACCACUUCCUUGCACCCAAACCUGGUGAGGUUCCAUCUGUUCACCCAGAGCACCCACUUUCUUCAAAUCUCUAGCUCCUGGAAAUUCUCAAUCAUGUCCUGGUGCACUAUUGAAUCUGAUCCUGGUGUGUUUACUGAACUUACACAGCAGAUGCAAGUAAAAGGUGUCCAGGUUGAGGAAUUAUAUUCGUUGGACCUUGAAUCCUUAAACAAUCUCCGGCCAGUGUUUGGAUUGAUUUUUCUUUUUAAAUGGUGCCCCGGGGAGAAAGACCACCGUCUUGUAAUUAAGGAUCCUAACCCAAAUUUAUUUUUUGCAAGCCAGGUUAUUAACAAUGCAUGUGCAACGCAAGCCAUCCUCUCCAUUCUUAUGAAUUGUCCAGACAUUGACAUUGGCUCUGAACUUUGCAUGUUGAAAGAAUUCACUAAGAACUUCCCGCCGGAGCUUAGGGGCUUGGCAAUUAACAAUAGUGAGGCCAUACGUACAGCUCACAACAGCUUUGCAAGGCCUGAGCCAUUUGUGCCUGACGAACAAAAAGUUGCUGGAGAGGAUGAUGAUGUAUACCACUUUAUAAGCUAUUUGCCUUUUGAAGGAGUCUUGUAUGAACUAGAUGGAUUGAAGGAAGGACCCAUUAGCCUCGGGCCAUGUCCUGGUGGGCAAGAUGAAAUGGAUUGGUUGCGAAUGGUGCAACCGGUGAUCCAGGAACGUAUGGACAGGUAUUCUAGAAGUGAGAUAAGAUUCAACCUCAUGGCAGUUAUAAAGAAUAGGAAGGAGAUGUACACAACUGAACUGAAGGAAUUACAGAGGAGAAGGGAACGAAUCGUGCAAGAGCUUUCUGCUGCACGGUCAGACAGGAUGGACAAUGCACAUAUCGAAUCACUCAACAAAACGCUAAAAGAAAUAAACUCGGGUAUUGAGAGCGCUACUGAGAAGAUAUUGAUUGAGGAGGAGAAAUUCAAGAAGUGGAGAACAGAAAAUAUCCGUAGAAAACACAACUAUAUACCAUUUUUGUUCAACUUCCUGAAGGUCCUAGCUGAAAAGAAGCAAUUGAUAUCUCUUAUUGAGAAGGCAAAGCAGAAGACAGCUCAACCUAACUGAAAGCUCCUGUUUUCAGUUUUACUGUGAGGGGCCGGCCUUGUUGCAGAGCACAAUCCAAUGCAAGAAAUCUACAUUAUCUGGGUUUUA